This is a messenger RNA of Racocetra fulgida, 348 nucleotides long. The record is from the annotation of a GenBank genome assembly. Lineage: Eukaryota; Fungi; Glomeromycota; Glomeromycetes; Diversisporales; Gigasporaceae.
UAUGAAACUUAUCGAACGACUUUAACGGCUUAUCCAGAAACCCUUCUCGGUACAAUGUUCCAUCCACGCAACAAAGAAAUGCUUCACCCUACAAAUGGAAAUGAAUAUUUCAUUGAUCGCAACGGUUACGCAUUUCAUUAUGUUAUGGAAUAUUAUCGUACUGGUUCAAUUAUAUGGAGCCCUGCACUAGAAAAUUCAAGUGAUUUUUCGUCUUCUCCUCUUUCUUCUAUAAUUCCUUGUUCUCCUUCCUUAUCAUCAUCACAUACUGAAGUUAAUAAUGCUACUGUUCCAACUGGUGCCGCCGCCGCCGUAAUAGCUUCCACUUCUUCUUUUGUUAAUAGAUCACAA